AUGACCGCCGACGGUGAAGACGAUGGGACGAGGGUGAUGUCGAUGGGUGAUGGGGCAAUGGAGAUAGAGAUGGGCAAUGGCGAUGGCGAUGGCGAUGGGCGGGCUAAGGGGGUCGACGACUUAAUCGCGAUGGCGUUGGGGCAAACGAGCGUCGAAUCUGGCGGCUAUCCGGCGUAUGACUCGUGGUUGACGGCGGCAGUGCUAUGUGAUGGAAAUCGUGAAAAAAAUACUACAUAUGAUGAAAUUACGGCGAAUUUCGCUGCGGAAUACUUUGCGUCUUAUGCGGCUUCAGCCUCUUUCGGGUGUCAUAGGCUUCCAACCCCACCUUCUGGUAUUGUUCCGUGGCUCGAGCACAACAGCUCCCACCUGCAGCAAUUGAUAAACCCUAAUCCCCAAUUAUCUAUCAAUUUUCUCGAAGCAAUUGAUCUUGGCAGAGUCUCCAAGCAAUUAGUUUGGGCUUCCUCUCGUUCUACUGUGCAAGGGAAGGGGCAGCAACGUGGGCCUCGGCCCCUUGACAUUAACAAGAAGCUCCCAAUUGUGAAAUCCGUGAAGGAUUUUGAAGAUGAUGACAUCCCAUCUUCCACACGUAACUCCCAGAUACUCCGACUUGCUGCAGAGACUGAUAAUGAGGUACAGCAUGUACCAGGCAAGAAAGGUACUUCAGAAAUACCUACUCCCGAGUUUGUGAUUGUGGACACUUAUGAAAGGGAUUAUUCCCGUACCUUCUCCCAGACGACAUCAUACUUACGUGCGAGGGGAGCGCGGGCUGAAAUUGGAGAAUUUAUUGAGUAUGAUCUGGAUAACGAGGACGAAGAUUGGCUUCAAGACUUCAACAAAGAAAGACAAACUCUUGCUGCUGAGAAAUUAGAAACAAUUAUUUUUAAGUUGGAGGUUUUAGAUCAUAAAGCUCGCGAAAAAGCAGGUGUUAUAACUCCAACACUUGGCUCCCCUAUUCCGGUGCUUUUAACCUUUGAUGCUGCUGUUGAGGCCUUACAAGCUUUGUCCAUCAAAUAUGGAGUUUUCCAGUCUAUUUACAGUUACUGGAAGGAAAAGCGCGAACGAUGGCAAAAACCUGUCCUUCGACGUUUGCAGCCACCUCCACCAGUUAAUGACACAAAUCCUUACAAUGUCUUCAGACCAAGGGAGAAAGCUCAUAGGCUUCACACGAGAAGGAUGCAAAGAAGGGAAAACAACGUGCAAUCAUUUGAAAAGCUUCGCCAGGUCAGGCGCAACCUUGACCAAGCGAAGACCAUUCUCGAGGCUCUGAUCAAGAGAGAGGAGAAGAAACGAGAACUUAUUGAGAGUGAGGUCACCCUCCAAAGAGUUCAGUUGAAGUACAAGCAUGAAACCGAGCUCCUCGAGGACUCUUUGGCCUUACCUGGAAUGCCGUCCUUCCCAAGCAAGGCUGCGUCGAGUGAGGAGGAGUUAUUUGAUUCUGAUGAUGUGGCAAAUAGUCGACCACACAGUCGACAUUUUGUGGUGCGAAAUGAGUCGAAGCGGGUGAUGGUCCCUUCAGCAAAUGGUAGGCAGGAGGCAAGAAGGCGCGUUUCUCGUAGUUGGCUUCAUAAACUGGAUCCAGAUGAGCCAGUUCUGCUUUUCACAAAACCCUUACUUCCAGAUAAAUUAUCUGCUGCUGGAAUAAUUCCUCCAUCACCAGAUCCUUCAACGACCAAUGGCCUCCAAGCCCGCUUGUUUAACUUUCACGGGAGGAUCGGACGAGGGGGCCGAAUCGUGUUUGACCGAUGGAAUCCCCUAAUGCAAACCCCAGUCGAAUGUGGUGACACUUCAUAUGUCCCACCCAAACCACGGCAUUCAUCACAUCAUUGA
Striga hermonthica is the source of this 1827-nucleotide messenger RNA. The record is from the annotation of a GenBank genome assembly. NCBI's taxonomy places the organism in Eukaryota, Viridiplantae, Streptophyta, Magnoliopsida, Lamiales, Orobanchaceae.